Messenger RNA from Bufo bufo (common toad), 714 nucleotides. RefSeq names its product claudin-8-like. The coding region runs from base 1 to 714 and encodes 237 amino acids. Gene Ontology annotation, molecular function: structural molecule activity. The record is from RefSeq and is a predicted model, not a curated record. Lineage: Eukaryota; Metazoa; Chordata; Amphibia; Anura; Bufonidae. The transcript has a single exon. Gene Ontology annotation, cellular component: plasma membrane; bicellular tight junction. Gene Ontology annotation, biological process: cell adhesion; bicellular tight junction assembly.
AUGAUCUUCUGCCUGGUCCAUAUUAUUGGCCUCAUCUUCGGGACCAUUGGUAUGAUCCUCACCUGGAUCGUCACCAUCAUGCCUUACUGGAGGUUGGUUGUAUUGGCUGAGAACAACGGUCUAGUCAUUGAAGGUGGCCGCAUUGACGGGGAGUGGAUCAGCCGCUGGGAUGGUCUGUGGCUCACAUGUCUGAAGCAGCUUCGGCUAAAUAUGGAGUGUAACGACUACGGCUCCAUGGUGUCCCUCACCGCUGACCUGAAGGCUGCCAGAAUCUUAAUGAGCUUCGCUGUCGCCCUGUCCGUCAUCGCCUUCAUAUUCUCUUUGAUUGGCUUCAUUGUCAGCCAGUGCUGCCGAUGUUGUGACGACAGAGAUAGUGAAAACCACUGCCUCACCCUGACUGCCGGACUCAUGUACUUCCUCAGCGCCAUCCUCGUCAUCAUCCCUGUCGUCUGGACCACGGUCAACAUUUCUCGUCGUGCCUAUGACGCCGCAUUCACCAAGGGGGCUGUGCGCAUCGAGAUAGGACAGGCACUGCUGCUGGCGUGGCCCAAUAUCGCCUUCCUCCUCAUAGGGGGGACAAUACUGACCUUCCUCUGCUGCUUCUGCUCCAUCAGCACGUGCUGUACCAGGGAGCCCUGCAAACAGGCCGUGUACAAGGAGCACCCGGUGAAAGAGGAGCGAUCGAACUGCAGCCCCCGCAUGGAGUAUCUAUGA